Molecule: messenger RNA, 324 nt
Organism: Sphaerulina musiva SO2202
Lineage: Eukaryota; Fungi; Ascomycota; Dothideomycetes; Mycosphaerellales; Mycosphaerellaceae
Exons: 2
Coding region: 1-324 (107 amino acids)
Cellular component (GO): membrane
Source: RefSeq, a predicted model, not a curated record
AUGGGCGACCUCCGCUACCGUCUCAGCCUCACCAUCCUCAACAUCUUCUUCCCGCCUCUCGCCCUCCUCAUCGUCUGCGGGCCGGACAUGACCUUUGCCGUCAACUGUCUCCUCUACAUUUUCGCCAUCAUCCCCAGCCACAUCCACGGGUUAUACGUGAGCUGUGUGUAUUUCCAUCGCAGACGCAAAGUCCGAAAAGGUCGAUAUCCCGGAAGUCAGACCAAAGCCCUGAUUUACUCGCCUCACGUGCUAAAUGGAGGUGCGAAGCAAAGUCUGGUGGAUUCACUGUAUUGGGCGGAAAAGGAGAAGUCUCCAAGAAGCUAG